Dermatophagoides farinae (American house dust mite) is the source of this 2038-nucleotide messenger RNA. RefSeq lists its product as uncharacterized. NCBI's taxonomy places the organism in Eukaryota, Metazoa, Arthropoda, Arachnida, Sarcoptiformes, Pyroglyphidae. The record is from RefSeq and is a predicted model, not a curated record.
UUGAAAUAUUCUACAUUUUAUUUUUUGUGAUUAUCAUAGAUUUAUUUGAUCAAUCAAUCAUCUUGAAAGAACUGCUUAGCUAUGGCAGCAAUAAUGGUUGACUAUGAUUGUAAUGAUGAUGGUGAAAUCUAUCCAUUACCUCGUUUGAAGUGCUCAACAUUUCAGCGACAUAUAUCAAAUCAUAAAUAUUGGUGUGGAAUAAUCUUUUUAAUUUUAAUUGCCACAAACAUCGAAGCUGCUAAUUACGAUAAUGUUGACAUAAUCCUAAGUGAAAAUAUACCAUGUUUAGGAAGUUGGAGAUAUCCAUCAAAUUGUUCGGGUUUUAAUUGUGAUUAUAAAGCCACAUGGCAAUAUUUCGAUGAAAGUGAUGAGAUUGUAUUUACUAUUAGUACUAAAAAUCGAAACAAAUGGACUGGUAUCGGAUUCUCUGAUAAUACAUACAUGUCCAACAGUGAUGCUGUAUUGGGUCUUGUUGAAGAAAGUGGAAGAUUUUUCUUAAUGGAUAGCUUUCUAAAGGCUUAUGAAGCUCCUCCAUUGGAUUAUCAGCAAAAUCUUUAUAAUAUGAGUGCAUGGCGAGAGAAUGGUCUAACAACAUUACGAUUUUCGCGACCAAGACAAACAGGCGAUGCCAGAGAUUAUCAAUUUAGCGAUACUGAUUGUCCUUAUUUCAUGUUUCCUGUUAUGGGUGGCGUUUUCAAUGCCGUCAAUAAACGAAUAAGAAAACACGAAAGUACACCUAUUAUCUCGGACGAAAGAAUUUGUGUUCACAGUUGCCAAAUAAUGUCGCCAACAAUAUCAACAACGAUAAUGACGACAACGUCAACAACAACUUUUCCACCAUCAACAUCUAAUCAACAGAAUAAGAACAACAAUAAUAAUAACAAAGAGUCAUCUAUUCUGCCCGGAAGCGAUUUGGACACUGCUGCAGACAAAAUUAAAAUUUAUCAAGCUGAAAUCAAAUUCCUGAAUUUAAUGGAUAAUAAUAAACCACCGACAAAUGAAGUGCUUAAAAUGGUCGAACAUAAUCUGCAUCUCGAAUUGAAACCAUAUUUCGAUCGAGUCAAAAAAAUUGAGAUUAAUGAAUUGAAAAUGGAUCCAAAUAACAAUGUUGCUAUCAUUGAUUUAUCCAUUUCACAAGACGAUAAAAAUGAAAAAGAGGAUAUUCGAGCUUUGACCUCAGCACUUAAUUCCAUCAUGAAAGAUGGCCAAAUUGGAAGAUGGAAUAUCGAUUCUAAUCAUUUAGUAGUUACGCCAAAAGAAGACAAAGCUAAUGGAUGGAUGAAUUUAUUCUUGGCUAGUUUUAAUCGAUUUAAUGAAGAAGAACAAAGAUGGAUCAUUAUCGGAGCCGGAUUAUCAGCUCUGUUAUUGCUAGCUUUGAUACAAUUAUUGUGUAUGUUCUGUAGUUGUGGUUGCGGAUGUGGAUGUCGAAAGAAAAAAUCGGAGCAAGAGGAUUAUUUAGAUGAAAAAGAUGAUAAACAAUGGGCUCAUGAUCAUUAUCAAUCAUCAAUGUUCAAUGGUCUAUAUAGUGUUGAUGAUCCUUAUGGGUAUCAAGGUAAAUCCAAUAGUCUACAUAAGAAUUAUCGUGGUCACAAUGGGGGUGAUCAUGAUCCACGAUUGAUGCAAUCAUAUGCAAAUGGUCAUCAUUCUGCAUAUAGCCAUCAAAGUUUGGACCGAAGACAUUAUCAAGAACAACAGCAUAUGCGAAGGCAACAGAUUCCGAUGGGCUAUGAGAUGAAUGAACGACAACAACAACAACAACAUCAUCACCAUCAUCAUCAUAAUCAUGCAAGUCGAGGACCGAAUGGACAACAUUCACAUCUACAGCCAGAUUUUUAUUUCAUGCCACAUCAACGAAAAUAUUCGUCGGAUGUAGUUCGCGUUUUUGUUGAUUACGAUGGCAACUAACUUAUCGAUCAAUCUAAUCACUAUAAGUGUUGCUUUAAUCAUCAAUUAUUAUUUCAUAUUUUCGCCAGUCAAAUCCCCUCCUUUUUUCCACUUCAAGUUCCAUCAUUUUUUUUUAUCACAUUCAUCAUUUAUC